Cryptomeria japonica (Japanese cedar) is the source of this 627-nucleotide messenger RNA. RefSeq lists its product as uncharacterized. Lineage: Eukaryota; Viridiplantae; Streptophyta; Pinopsida; Cupressales; Cupressaceae. The record is from RefSeq and is a predicted model, not a curated record. The transcript has 4 exons. The coding region runs from base 1 to 627 and encodes 208 amino acids.
AUGAGGAAUUUGGAUGAGGUUCUUGGUAUUAUGGAGGCUCAGUCACUAUUUGCCAAGAUGUCCAAAUGCGAAUUUGGACUUACAAAGAUAUUAUACUCAGGUCACGUGAUUUGUGCAGAUGGAGUGAAGGUUCACCAGGAAAAGAUACAGGCAAAGCUAGAUUGGCUGCCACCUAGGAAUGUUUCAGAGUUGUGGGGUUUCCUAGGAUUAUGUGCAUACUACAGGAGGUUUGUGAAGGGGUAUUCACAACUAGCAGCCCCUUUGAUAGAUCUUACACGGAAGGGUUCUUUUUGCUGGAUAGGUGAGGCUCAGAGGGUAUUUGACAGGCUUAAGCAGAAAGAGCUUAAUGAGCGCCAACAAAAAUGGGUCAGCAAGAUUCAGGCAUAUGAUUUCGACAUUGACUUUGUCAAGGGGAAGAAAAAUGUUGUUGCCGAUGCACUUUCCAGGAGACCUUCAGUUGCUGCCCUUUGUUCUAUAAGUGAGAUUUCAGCUGAUUGGAAGUCUCAACUUUCAGUUGAGUAUUCCAAAAAUCAGUUUGCAUGUGAGAUUAUAGAUGGACGGUUUGAAGAUGUGUGGAGUGUAGAAGAGAAUGCUGGAAAUAUAAAGAAGCUGCUGACAACUGUGUAA